Messenger RNA from Rhizophagus irregularis DAOM 181602=DAOM 197198, 1716 nucleotides. NCBI's taxonomy places the organism in Eukaryota, Fungi, Glomeromycota, Glomeromycetes, Glomerales, Glomeraceae. The record is from RefSeq and is a predicted model, not a curated record.
AAUUUACUUUGUGAUUUUACAUACGAAUUAAUAACAUAUUUUUUGUUUAACUGUUAAAUUAUUUAUUAUGGGUGAAAUUAAACUAAGUGAUGAUGUAUUUGAACAAAUAAAAGACUUCAACUAUUGGAAAUUGACUAAAGAACAAGAAUCGUUAAUUGAUGAACUAAUAAUAGACAAAGGAUUAAAUGAACGAUAUAAAAAUUAUGGGGUAUGUAAAAAUUGUAAGAAGAUUAAUGCUAGAUCUUUCUGCCAGCCAUGUGUUUCAUGUGUUUCUAAACGUUUUCAACAAAAUUUCAAAAAUUGGACAAGUGGAAAUCAUGUCGUUGAUGAGUUUAUUCAAAAAGUACAAUUAAAAGCUGAGACUAUAUACCAUACCAUAGAGUGGAUUGAAUAUGAUAAAUUUGAAGAUGUUGAAUAUUUAGCAAAAGGGGGAUUUGGAACUACUUUUAAAGCAGUUUGGAAAGAUGGUCCUAUAUGGAGAUGUAACGAUAAUCAAUGGAAAAGAGUUGGUGAAACAAAAGUUGCUUUAAAAUGUUUACAUAACUCACAAGGUAUUACGACAGAAUUCUUAAAAGAAGUUGAAUCAAACAUUUUAGUAUGUAAUUCUGAUUGGAUAGUUCGUUGUUUUGGUAUUACCAAAGAUCCAAAAACAAAUAAUUUUAUGAUGGUAAUGGAUUUAAUGAAUGGUGGUUUAAGACAACAUUUGAAUAACAACUUCAUUUCACUGGAUUGGGAAAAAAAGUUGUGGAAUUUACUUAAUAUUGCACUUGGUCUUAGUGAUAUUCAUGAGAAAGGAUUAAUCCAUCAUGAUUUCCAUUGUGGAAAUAUAUUAAGCAAUUUUGAUAAUCGGGCUCAUAUUACUGAUUUGGGAUUAAGUCAACCGGCAAACGUCAAAUCCUCUCAAAAUAAUAAUAAAAAAAUAUAUGGAGUAUUACCUUAUGUAGCUCCGGAAGUUUUAAGAGGAAAAGAAUAUACUCAAAAAAGCGAUAUUUAUGGAUUUGGAAUCAUUGCAUAUGAAAUUUGUACAGGUUUCCCUCCUUAUUAUGAUAUAGCUCAUGAUGAAUUCUUAGCAAUGAAAAUUUGUAAGGGGUUGAGGCCAAAGUCUAAUUAUAAAAUUCCUCAAUUGAUUUUUGACAUUAUUAAUCAAUGUUGGGAUGCAGACCCUUUAAAACGACCUAAUGCAGUUGAAUUACGUAAUUUAUUUUCGAAUUUACGGAAAGAUAUUUAUGACAAUAAAAUGGAUUCUGUAAUUUAUGGGCAAGUUAAAGAAGCAGAUGAUAUUAAUAAAAAGUUAUCUUUUUCAUCACCUUUAAUAUCUACUGGUACUAUAUCAUAUACGACACAUCCUCAAGCAGUUUACACAAGUAGACUUUUAGAUUUUAAAAAUCUUCCAGAACCAAAAAAUGCCGAUAAUAAUAAUGAUUUAAUAGAAUAUUCAGAUUCCUUGAAAAUAGAUUUUACUAAACUUGAUAUUAAUUCUAAAGAUUGGAGUUCUGCACAAAAAUCCAUAUUUGUAACCCAGCCCAGUCCGCAACCAGAAUUACUUUUCGUUAAAAAAGAAUCUUCACAUUUAUUUGUUAAAAAAAAAUCAUUAUAUUUAUUGUUAUAAAAAAACCUUUAUAUUUAUUUAUUUAAAUUUUGUAUUUACUUAUUAAAAAAAUUUUUUGUACUGUAUUUACUUGUUGAUAAAAUUUUCGUAAUAAAAUUACUAUUUUC